Chara braunii is the source of this 3039-nucleotide messenger RNA. Lineage: Eukaryota; Viridiplantae; Streptophyta; Charophyceae; Charales; Characeae. The record is from the annotation of a GenBank genome assembly.
AGCAGCAGCAGCAGCAGCAGCGAAUGCGAGUCGGUCUUCCAGGUUGUAGAUCAGUCAGGCGUGCUGACGUGUCGCCAGGAUUUGCUUGCCAAUUUCGAAGACGCCAAUGGUGAGGCUGUGAUAGACCUGGGUAUCAAUCUGGAUCCGGAUGGCCGGGAAGCGAUAUUCUUUGUGUCGGACGGGCGUCUCUGGAGGCUAAACAUUUCCACGGCGGGCGGCGCCAACGGUGCUCAACGGAGUGCCGCCAGCGAUUCAUCACCCACUCGCUCUCCCCCUCCCACUCCCACCCUCCUCCAUGGCCCUUGGUCGAACGAUAGCGGAGCACUUAGAGCGGUGGCUAUAGUUGAUCGGCAAGUGGACGGCCAGAAGAACACGAGGAGAAUGAUUUUCGUUGACGACAUAAUAAAUCUUUGCCUUCGUGCGUUCUCGAUCGACGGCGUGGACCCGCCUUUUGAAGGCGUGCUCAAUUACAGUUACGGGACUGGCAGUGCGCGAAUGUCUAGCCUUGCUAGCUACUCCAAAGGCCACCUCUUGUACGGUACCUCGGACUCGGCGAUUUACCGGCUUAAUCUGACGUGGGAAAGCGACAAAGCGAUCCCUGCGGGAGACCAGCAGCAGUCCCAGCAGCUGCCGGAUCUGGAACUCUGGCUGGGAUCCGCUCCAGGAGUACGUGGCCGAGGCGGCGUGAUAUUGAUUAGACCGUACGUCAGUACGACUGCCAUUACCUCGGACGGGGAAGUCAUGUAUGUCGCCGAGAGGAAAGUGCAUACCGUCAGCCGACUCCUAGUGUCCAGCGAGCUCAUGGAGACAAUUGCGGGAAGGCAUGCUCGGGCCGGCUAUCUCGAUGGCCCUGCUUUGAACGCAACCUUCACAGAGCCCAUCACGUUAGCAUUGGCAUCCGACGAGUGUAAUCUCUUCGUUGGCGAGUUCGGUGGUAGAAUACGGCUCGUCACCUUCAAUGGGACCGACACCAGUGUUCGGACGCGUCUCAAUAUGGGCAAGGGGGUUGUGAUGUCCUUGGCUAUUCAUCCCAACAACGAAGCACUCUAUGUUGCCUCAGGGGGGGGCAGAUCGAUGCUGUUGGAACUGGCCUUGAACAAAUCUGCACUACCGAAGUGCACUCCCCCUCCACGUGAUCCUGUCCAAGCGAAUUUGCCUCCCCUCUCCUCCUCCUCUGCUCCCUCUCCCUCUUCGUCCACCACCUUUCCCCCCUCCCCCUCCCUCUCCCCCUCCCCCUCCCCCUCCUCCCCCCCCCCAUCUGCCCGCUUCCUUAUCAUAGCGACGGUGCUGUCUCUGGUGCUUGUCGCAGUGGUGGCCGCGGCUGUGAUGGCUUUACGGAGGAGGAGAGCGCACGAUGGUGGCUCGUUGUGCUGUUGCUGGAGGCGGCUGGGGGGUGAACAAGUGGGGUACGACAAGCAGCCUGUGGUAAAGGAACCGGUCGCACUCGAUACCCCGUCUGCGGCGACGGAGGAUGAGGAGGAUGGUACGUGGGAUUCGUUUUGGAAGCAAAGCAAUACCCUGGGAAAGAGUGCCGCUGAGUCCUCCCGCAGUUUUCCGUGGAAGUUGCGCCCGUCCGGUCUCCAGUGGUUCUCGCUCGGACAGCUGGCGAGCGCCUGUGAUGGGUUCCAAUCGAGGAAUCUGAUUGGCAAAGGGGGAUCAGCGGAAGUCUACAAGGGGGUGCUGUCCACGGGGGAAGUGGUGGCGAUCAAACUGAUGAAGGGUGGGGAUUUCUCCAAGGCAAGUCUUAGGCAGUUUCAAGCGGAGCUCGACUUGCUCGGCACCAUCCGCCAUAGCCAUCUCUGCAGUAUUCUCGGGUUCUGCACGGAAGACGAUGUGUCGUUGAUCGUCUAUCCCUUCAUUUCAGGAGGGAGCCUUCACGACCGUCUGCACAAUUUGCCCCCCUCUCUCUUCUCUCCGUCCGCCGGCGAUGGUGGAUGGGAUACGGGCGAUUGGCAGCGGCGGCGGCUGGGGGGGGAUGGGGCUGCAGAUACCAACCCCACAGUCAGCAGCGACGGUACGAUUACUACUAGUACUAUUAGUUGUAGCAGCAGUAGGAGUAUGAGCAGGAGUCUCCUAGCCGGAUCGCGAUCACCACUGACUUGGAAGGAUCGCUUGUCUGUCGCCCUGCAGGUGGCGAAGGCUCUUCGGUUUCUUCACGAGGAUCUGGACCCACCUGUUGUCCACAGGGACGUCAAGAGCAGAAACAUAUUGUUGGAGGGUGGGAGCGGCAGCAGCGGCCCACUGAGGGCCUAUCUGGCGGACUUUGGACUGGCCAAGCGAGGGCAGAGUGUCUUCGGCAAAAUCCAGGCAGGGGAAACAGUGGAGACCUACCACGUGUCGGGGACCAUCGGGUACAUGGCGCCAGAGUACUUCAGGUAUUGCCGACUCACGGCCAAGAACGACGUUUAUGCGUUCGGGGUGGUGUUGCUCGAGCUCAUCACUGGUAGAAAAGCCUUCGCCGCCACGAGGGAUGAGGACAACAACAACAACAACGACAACAACAAAAAGGAGAAGGAGGAGGAGGUGGGAGAAGUUGGUGGUGAUGCGGAGAAGGGGGGCGAGGAGAAGACGAUGGAGCAGGAUGAGGUGGUGUCCGAGACUCUGGCAUCCUGGGUAAUGGGAAAGCUGGCGAUGUUGAACUCCCUGCCCCCGGAAGAGGGAGAAGGGGGCAGCAUUUCACGCAGCCAGAGCUUGAAGAACCUCCAGGCUGUCAGAUGGGUAAUUGAUGAGCGGAUGGUGAGGACAUUCGACGGUGGCGGGAUUGAUUGGUCCGCGGCGAGCGGGGUGCUCCAGGUGGCCAUGGCGUGUAUCAGGGAGGCGCCCGAGAAGCGUCCUCGGAUGGUCGAGGUUGCGAACGAGCUUGUUCGAUUGGAGGGAGCGGGGGGGAGAGCAGAAGCAGAAGCAUGGGGAAGUAGACGUCGAGAAAGAAUCUAGUAUUCCAGUGCAGAGUCCAGUCUGACACAGCUGUAUGCAACACUCAGGCUCCUGAAGUCAGUGAACCAAGUACGUGGAGGUAGUAGAUAAAUACGCAGUGACUGC